AUGGACUUCAAAGCCCCCAACCAAGCAUGCGACAACUGUCGCCGUCGCAAAAUCAAAUGCUCUCGCGAUCUGCCCUGCGAUAAAUGUCAACGUCUCCUCCUCUCAUGUUCAUACAGUGACGUACUUCGUCGCAAGGGCCCCAAAUUCAGAACCCUUUACCCCCUUGCGCCGAUACACCCACUCCCCGCACGGGCAGAAACCGUAACCCCAGACCAAUACCCAGAUACAUUCCCAGAAAGCUUCAGAAUAAGCUCUCCCGCAUCCCCAGCAUUCGGUAUCAAAGAUACAUCAUACAACUAUGAUAUCUCCGACUCAUUCUCCCAACUCCCGCCCCCGGAACUGGGUUCCUCUCCGGACUCAACAGAUCACACAGUCGACUCCUCAUAUGGGCCUAUCGUCCCUCCCCAAAUAGCACGGUUGUCUCCCCAUAUCCUUCUCGCUCAUGUUAACGUCUAUCUGAAAUAUCUUUUCCCCAUCAUGCCCGUCGUACGGGGUGAUCAACUCCGUCGCGAUAGUCAUCAGCCAGAGCGCCUUUUGCCUCAGAGAUAUGCUUUUCUGGCUGCUUUGUGCGCUGCGACGCAUAUCCAGCUUAAGCUUGAUGGAGCCAAUCCUAUUCCGGACCAGGCGCGGCUGCAUAGUCUUGGGGAUGGAGAUGCGCUCGUCUCUGGAGAGAAGUUACUCGAGGAAGCUGUGCGGGCACGGCGGGAUUGUGACGUGGUGGAGGAUAUUAGCAUUGAGAACUUGCUCACGUCGUUUUUUCUGUUCGCCUCCUACGGGAAUCUGGAUAAGCAGGUUCAUGCAUGGUUUUAUCUGUGCCAGGCGACUUCCAUGGCUUUUACAUUGGGAUUGCAUCGCGAGUCGACGUAUGCGGAUUUCCCAGUUGAAGAAGCCGAGGAGAGAAGGCGGGUAUUUUGGCUUCUGUUUAUUACGGAAAGAGGUUACGCCCUCCAACAAUCUAAACCCGUAAUGCUUCGCAGCUCAAUUCACAAACCACAGGUCCUCUGCUCCGAAGACCCAAUCCUAGCAUACGGUUUCAUCAACCUAAUCAACAUCUUUGAGAAACUCACCGCAAAUCUUUACGACUGGAUCUCCGCAGGUGGCGGCGAUGGUCUAGUAGAACGUGCUCCUACAUCGGGCAUCCAGUCCAGUCUCUGUAAACCAAUUACACUGGACGGUGUCCUCGAGAUCCAACAGGUAGAUAUUCUUAUCACGCAACAAUGGCUCCAAGCCAUGAUGUGGAAACUCUCCAUGAGCCACGCGACGCACGGCUCAAAAGAAGAUUCGGUUCUACCAUUCCAUUUACCUGUGUUAGUUGGGAAGGCCGUUAUGAGCGUGAUCGGGAAUGCGUCGCAAGGUGCAGUGGAUGCUCAUGGGAUUGGAAUGGAACAAAAAUUAUUCGAUAUGGGCGUCUCCAUUGCCGAUGUCACUCGCUCUCUCGGCUCGAAGGGUGUUCAUCGACUCUCGGAAUCAACAGUUGAUCCCCGUGAGCUUCUGUGGGGUAUACUACAUACUCUUUCGCAGAUCCGUGGGUCUCCUUCUUAUCUGUUCCCUCCGCUGUUGGAGCGAUGCAAGAGUGUGAUAGGACUUGAUGGUACUGUUAACAUUGGCAACUUUUUGCCAACCCUUGGUGAGGCGCCUGUUCAGCGAAACCCAUGGGUCGAGGAUCCGGGGUGGCUUUUGGGUACGGAUCGGACUGUGGAUGAGAUUGUAGGAGUGGAAGGUGAGCAUCUGGAGAAUGGGCAUGGGAAUGGGAAUCCACACGGACUUUUGGGCCUUGGUCAUCAAGGCAUUGGGCUUGACUUUUGA
Messenger RNA from Penicillium odoratum, 1806 nucleotides. RefSeq names its product putative C6 transcription factor (AmyR). The record is from RefSeq and is a predicted model, not a curated record. Gene Ontology annotation, molecular function: DNA-binding transcription factor activity, RNA polymerase II-specific; zinc ion binding; DNA binding. Gene Ontology annotation, biological process: DNA-templated transcription; regulation of DNA-templated transcription. The coding region runs from base 1 to 1806 and encodes 601 amino acids. The transcript is spliced from 3 exons. NCBI's taxonomy places the organism in Eukaryota, Fungi, Ascomycota, Eurotiomycetes, Eurotiales, Aspergillaceae.